AAGGAAGUAGUAAGUGUCCCGAUGCUGGAGACCAACCAACACCCGGUGCGUUAGCUCACUGAGUUAGCCAAUCUGCCACCAAGAGAAUUAUUUGUUUUUAAUUUAAUUGCUUUAAUUUAUUUUAAUGAAAUAUUUCAAAUGCAUGAAAGUGCACGGAUUAAAGAAUACCAUUAAAGCCACCACCGAGUACUCUGCAGCCUCAGAAAUGGAAGGAUUGCCUUUUAAUGAGAAGAAGAGAGCGAUGCGGCCGCUGCUCGGGGCCAGGGCUCUGGGGCCCAGCGGGAGGCAGUGCGGAUUCAGUGGGAAGCCGGCUGCAGAGUUGUCCUCAGCUGUCAGUAUUCCCACUGCGGCUUCCGCUGAUGAUCGAUGAUCACCUCGUUCAGUCAACACCUGGGAAUACGCCCCUUCCUGUGGGUGGCUCCCGCAGCUCCUUUGCUCUGUCAACAUCCCGGCGUCGACCACCCUGAAGUUUCCUUCCCACGUGUUUCCGAGGGUCCCUGCGCGAGGGAUUGUGGAGCUCAGCGGCUCAGGGACCGGCCAACACGGUCUGCUUCCUCUGGCUGCUCACAGACCACGAUCACGGGACGCGAUCCCAUGACCAGACAGGUGGAGGCUCCGUGUGCGUCCCUGGAGGGGAAGCCCAGUCACGCCGCCUCCCUACCUGAGCAGCUGGAGUCGGUUCCACCCGGUGCCCGUGCAGGUGGGUGCGGGUGUGACACGCAGACAGACGGGUGUGGGUGUGACAUGCCGAGUCUGCGACCAGACAGCCCGCGUGUGCCUUCCGCGGCGAUGAAGCAACACGGAGAACGGGGCUCCACGUGGGGCCUGGACAGCAGCCUCAGGUUCGGCUGGGGGAGCCCUCUCCUCGUUGGGCAAUUCCGUGAAGCGGACAGUGUGGGGAAGGAAGGAAUGAGGCGCAAGAUGAAGGAGAGAAGCAGGAGCCGGCCAAGGCCUGUGAGCAGAGCUGGGCAGGGAUGCAAAUGCGUGGUUACCACUUGUCACCCUCACCCCGUCUAAGGUAUCACCCACUGUCAUGCUCUGUCGUUUCCCUGACUUCAUUUUUCAUAGCACUCAGCUCAUCCAGCCAUUUAUUACGAAUCCAUUUGCUUAUCAAUCACCAAAGUUACAUGGACACAGGGACCCGGUUUUGUUCACGCUCUAUUUCCAGGGCCAAGAAUGGGGCCCCCGAUAGAUCAGUCAUAAUAAAUAGUGAAUAAAUGAGUAAACGGACGGAUACUCGCGCAGCCUCACGCUGCCAGUGCUACUGUGACACCCAGAGAGGCCCCAGUGCGAUGCCCGUGACUGCCCGCCUCUGAGCGAUUUGGGAGACUUAGAGCUACUGUCAUUUUUAUUGGUUUUGAUGGUGAUUUGCUGUCAUUAGGGAUUCAGGUCUCAUCUUCGCGUCUGAGAUCCUCUGAGUAACACGGGGGUGGGGAAGGAAAGGGAGACACAGGCCUCGGCAGGCAGCCUGAGUCUGACCGUAUAAACCCGGGAGGAGCGGGCGGGGGCGCGAGCGCCUGGCUCGAGGCUGAGCAGCAGGAAGCCGGAGGCAGCGGAGUGGCCCGCGUUUUGCUUCACUCCAAGCGACCA
Molecule: messenger RNA, 1590 nt
Organism: Myotis brandtii (Brandt's bat)
Lineage: Eukaryota; Metazoa; Chordata; Mammalia; Chiroptera; Vespertilionidae
Gene: PROK1
Product: prokineticin 1
Exons: 5
Coding region: 367-1017 (216 amino acids)
Source: RefSeq, a predicted model, not a curated record